AUGAAGCUCGUCACCCUGAAAACAACUACAUUUCUCGCCCUCCUGACCCCAAGUAUCCUAGCCUGGGAUGAAGGCAUAUCCGAGCGUGAAGACCCCUAUACCCGGGUUUUCCUCUCGGAAUACAACACCCGCAAUACAAUCGGCAUAGUCUCUCUAACAGACGCCUGGCAGAACAACUACUGCACCGAUAUCUCAUCAUACCAGGCAACAAGGAUCGAAGUUGAUAGAUGGAACUGCGGGACUCAGCGAUGUACUGUCUUCAGCUCAGCAGAUUGCACUGGUGAGGGAAUUGCCUUCUUCAGCCGGCCGUCAGACCUUGGUAUCGCUGAAUGGGGCAUUGACCCGUGGGGCUCUGUGGUGUGCGAGUGGGUGGAUCGCAAUUCUUGUGUCGCGGCGCAAAGUGAGAAAGCGCGUACUAAGUCUACUCCCACGUCCAUGUCGAAGAAGUGGUAG
Molecule: messenger RNA, 453 nt
Organism: Penicillium manginii
Lineage: Eukaryota; Fungi; Ascomycota; Eurotiomycetes; Eurotiales; Aspergillaceae
Exons: 1
Coding region: 1-453 (150 amino acids)
Source: RefSeq, a predicted model, not a curated record